Molecule: messenger RNA, 381 nt
Organism: Loa loa (African eye worm)
Lineage: Eukaryota; Metazoa; Nematoda; Chromadorea; Rhabditida; Onchocercidae
Exons: 1
Source: RefSeq, a predicted model, not a curated record
UUGUUCACCCAUUUAUUUGUUCAUUUAUUUACUUCACUCAUUUAUUUAUUAAAUCAUUCAUUCAUUCCUUUAACCAUUCAUUCAAUUCAUUCAUUCAUUUAUCCAUUCAUUCAUUUAUUCAUUCAUUCAUUCAUUCAUUCAUUCAUUCAUUCAUUUAUUCACUUAUUUAUUUAUUCGUUUGUUUAUUUAUUUAUUUAUCCAUUAAUUCAUUCACUCAUUCAUUCAUUCAUUCAUUCAUUCAUUCAUUCAUUCAUUCAUUCAUUUAAUGAUUCAUUCAUUCAUCCGUUCAUUCACUCAUUUAUUUAUUCAUUCAUUUACUCAUUCACUCAUUCAUUUAUUCAUGCAUUCGUUCAUUCAGUCACUCAGUCGUUUAAUUAUUAA